This is a messenger RNA of Osmia bicornis bicornis, 2940 nucleotides long. RefSeq lists its product as uncharacterized. The transcript is spliced from 4 exons. Bases 289 to 870 code for a protein of 193 amino acids. The record is from RefSeq and is a predicted model, not a curated record. NCBI's taxonomy places the organism in Eukaryota, Metazoa, Arthropoda, Insecta, Hymenoptera, Megachilidae.
GCACAGACGCCGGUAGGUGAGGAGUGUUUUAUUUUCGAACUGUCAAAGUGAACGGUGUUAAAAAUACCACACAAACUGUGCACUCGCGUGAAUCGUGAUAUGAUUUAAAUCCGGUUUAAUCGUAAAGUGACGUUCAUAAGUUCUCAAUAAUACUUGUAAACGCAGUUGUCAAGGAACAACAUCGUUUGGACGUCACGUUGCGAAAGUAAUUUUGUAACCGGUCCUGUCUAUUUUGAAAAUCUUGGAACAACACCCUGUACGUGUCCAGUUAAUCGAUUUCUUCUCAAAAUGGCUCCGACUGUCUGCCUGUCGGAGCUCCCAGCAAUAAGAAAACCAAUAAUUCCCCGUCGAAGGCAAAGAGUCCACAAUGGAGCCAUAGUGAAGCAGCAAAAGCUAGAAUUAAGAAGAUUAGAAGCGAACGCCUCUCUAACCCCACCGGAAAGCCCUCUCUGGGAACCGGAAUGUCCAGGUGAAUCCUGUGCAAGUAUAGUCAGUUCCUCUUCCCCAAGCGUUUCCGCCAGAGUCCCAAGAGACAUAGAGAAACACUGGAAAAUAUUCCUAGCUCGACGAAAAGGUCUUCUUGACAUCGUCGUUCGCACAAUGGCCCUCGUCAGAAGAAAUAAUAUUCUUCAGGAAAGAGUAAAUGCUCUCAGAGCUGAAACUAGAGAUUUCAUUCAUUCGGUAUUGAACAAUCCAGAGAAUAAGUGUAUUCAACAAAGACUAGACUGCAAGGAAACGGAUGUAACUUCCUCUACAGAGAACGUCGUCUCCAGAUCACCGUCCCUUCCUCCUACACCAGACUCAACAAAUGAUGAUGUCUCAUCGAGCAGUGAUCAUGAUACUGAAGAAUCUUGCGACGACGAAGCGUAAAUGUUAGGUGUAGAAAGAGAAGAGUGUAAUAUACGAAUGAAAUUUGAAAAUAUUAAGCGGUUCGUGAAUCAAGAAGAGAUUAUAUAGAUUUGUAGGUAAUGUAUAUUAAAACGACUAAAUUCUUAAAGAAUUUCAAGUUUUAAGCUUCUUUUUCACACAUCAGUAGAUUGUAAGCUGUGCACCAUUUCAAUUUUAUGAAAUAGUUGUAGGGAAACUUACAUUAUUCAUAGAAACUAGCCAUUUCCAUUUUUGAAAUCUUUCUUUUAUGUUAGGUGUACAAAUCAAUUCGGUUUAUUCGUUUGUUUCUUAAUUUUUAAAAGUUGCUUCACUUUGCAAAUAUACAGAAGCGCGUGAAAAUUUAAAAUAACGCUAAAGACACUGAAUUAAUUUGUACAUCUAUACAUAUAGUAGUAUAUAUGUAGUUGCAUAUAUAUAUUUUAAUGAUUGAAAAAGAAUCUUAUCCUUAGGAUUUACAAUACAAACUUACAUAAUUAAAUACCUUAUGUAUCAAUGAAAUAACUAUCUAAAGGACUGUAAAAAUAUCAUGAUAUCAGUUCAGCAUAACUUGUAACAUAGAAUAAUUAAUUAAUAUUUUUUGUGAACCAUUGAAGACAAAGGAAAAUUAGAAUUAUAAAAAAAAUGCCCUGCAAAAUUGGUGGCUGUGAAAUUUGUAUUUUGCACGUGUACUUUGCCUCUUUCGCUUUGAUUAAAUUGUACAUCUUUUCAAUUAAUGAAAUUAACACUUUAACGAUCACGGUUGCAUAUAAUUUUGAGAAAGAGGUUAUUUUUUCUUUGUUUAUCGAUCGUGGGUGAUAUAUGUACAUAUGUAUUAGAAAUGUAUUAAAAAUUAAUUCGGUGCCGUUUCAUGGUAAUUCCAAUUACUGAAAUCAUAUUCUGGCACUAUUUUUCAAAUCCACCAAAACGCGGGAAAAUUUAAAAUAGUGAUGCUAAAGACACCGAAUUAAUUUGUAUAUACACCUAAUAUAUUUUGCCAUAAAUACUUGUUACAAUUUCACCUAAAAGCAAUGUUAAAUUCCGCGUUUGUAAAGCUAACUUUGUGAUCGUGUGAUAAUCAUAGUAUUUCUCACAUGUAUGUGAUAAUAAAUCGUCUUUGACGCAAUUUUUUUUUUUCUCUUUUCAUACUGAAAUUAACAUGGACGUACUGUAUGUCCUGAUUAUAAAAGCAAUACACAUAGUUGUAGUUUAUUCUGCUUAAAUUCGAUCGACGAACAAAGUUUGUUGCAUCGCAACAUUAUUCAUUGAGAAGGCGUGAUAUUAAAUGUUAGACCGAUCAAUUUAUUUUAUAUAAAAAUAAAUUGAUUUCCUACGAAUGGUCUAAUUUUUUAUUUUCACGCUUCAAUUUCUUAGCAUAUCAAGCUCUUCUUUUUUAGUGUAAGAAUGAACCAAAUCAACUGUUAACAAUCAUGUAAAAACAAUGAUUAUAAAUUAGACUUUAGGUACUUCUGUAUUUUGUAACGAUACAUGUAAAACACAUUUAAAAGUAAAUCGUUAAGAUUAAUUAAUAAAUUAUUAGGCAUACACUGAAGUAUGAUCUCAAGCUAUAAAAGUUUCUAAGAAAUUAUUUUACAAUGGCAUAGAAUCUGUGUAAAAUGAACCUUUGAUUAAAAUUUUCACAAACUAAAUAUUCUUCAUAUUGCUCAUUAAACAUCAUUAACAAUUAUUAUCGUAAGAGGUAUUUAACUUUUUCAAAUUAUUUAUUUAUUUAUUUAUUUAGAUACAUUAUGUUCAUCACUUGAAUAGUAUUAUAAUAUCCUGUCUAUCAGUAAAAUUUCGUGAAAAAAUAAAUGAUAAUUUCAAUAAAUAUUUGAUCGAUUAUUCAUCACAAAUAUACAGCUAUCCCAGUUUAACAAUAGAAUCUUGUACAAAAUCCCAUGUAACAGUAAUAUAAAUGUAUUUACAAUGCUUAUAAACUUUAAUAAAACAAUGAUCCCACAUAUAAAAAAACAUUAAUGUGCUUCUGGUGAUUGCGAUAGAAGAACGAUAAGGACCCAAAAUUGUAGCAAUGCCUGUAAAAUGUUUAAAAGAAUAUAAAAAUGAACUUCUGAAGUA